Molecule: messenger RNA, 4209 nt
Organism: Pseudogymnoascus destructans
Lineage: Eukaryota; Fungi; Ascomycota; Leotiomycetes; Thelebolales; Thelebolaceae
Exons: 2
Coding region: 450-4031 (1193 amino acids)
Source: RefSeq, a predicted model, not a curated record
CGCCGUACUUCCCCGUAGCUUGUCCACCCUUCCCACCCUCUGUCGUAGCCACUAAAACUAAACACCACCAAACAGAAGCUUCCCUUCCUUCCCUCCCUCUCUUCAGAUCGACAACCUCAACCCGGACACACUACACACUUCAUGACCAGGUCGUCGUCGUCGUUGUCGUCGUCGUCGUCGCUGUCGUCGCUGUCGUGCUGUCGCUGUCGCUGUCGCUGUCGCCUUCUUCUUCUCACCCAUCACUGCGCAUCGUCCGUCUUCUGCUCCAGCGAUCUUGCUCUUCCCAAACACUACAGUGUAAAUAUGUCCGACUAGUUUCUGGAGCUUGACUCGAUUUAUCUUGACCAAGGGCCGCCGCUGGAGGACCCGCCGAAACCUUAACUAACAAGACAGCAUCUCACCAUUUCACACUAUUUUCUUCCUAACAGUCCGGUCAUCACCACUCGACAAUGGACCCUCGACUUCCUCAGCAUCCGUUCUCGCGGAAUGCUGCGUCGCCAUACACUCCCCGUACCACCUUUCAGCAGCCACCCCCCUCGACCCAGGCACCGCCUUACUCGCCGGGUGCCGAUCCUCGAAACGCGCCUCCUUUCCGACCGGAGCAUCAGCGAAGGACCUCGGAGAACACAUACUUCCAACACGCGCCACCGACCUAUCCUCGCGACGCUGCUCCCAUCCCGAAUACCUCGACGCACUCCCGAACCGCGAGUGCGUCAUCCAUCGGCCACGGGACACCACUGAUUCGGAAUAUGCCACCACCAUCCUCCCCACAACAACAGAAUCAACAGGCACCUCAUCCCCAGGGACCCCAUCCACAAGCAUACCCACCGCCACCACCGCCGUCGUCGAGACAGCCAGCACCAGCUAUUGGGCCUCCUGCGGCCUUCCCCACGAAUCGGGAUCUGCCGGCAUUGUCGUCUAUACAUCGACCCAACAGUGUCAAUAGCAGCAGCAUGUCUAUAUCAUCAAUGCUAGGUGGCCCUUCAGCCACCGGUCGUGAACCGGGCCCCCCUCCAUCUCAAUACCCAGCGCCACAAGCGAUGAUGCCGUCAGGGGCGCCGUCAGGGCCAAGUACACCAUACGCGCCUCCCACACAUCCCUCGCCUAGACAAUCGGCAGCAGGUUCCGACUAUGGCAGAUUCCGACGCCCAGAGACGCCCGAACACCAUCACCUACCCGAAUCACAAUCGCACCAUGACCAUCGGGCCGUUUCUGCCCGCAGCCCCCAGAGGGUCUCGAACAUCCCAAGUCCGGAAUCGAAUCGCUAUAAUACACCUCAAGGGCCCCCCCAACGAAACAUCCCAAACCAGCCUGGUCCGGCCGAAGAAAGACGCGAGCAGUAUGCUGUCCGCGUGCCAAAUCCGAAUGCGCCUCCCCCUCGACCAACCAGCCAGCCAGCACUAUACAACCAAAGCGAGGCAUCUAUUCCAGAAUCUGUGCGGUCGGAAAACGGGAGGCCGCAGGCUGGGUAUGCGCCUAGAGGUAUCGGCUACGGCAAUAGGGAGGAUAUACCCGCCUUCCGCGAACAGGCUCGGAUAGAAGAAGCUAUAAUGAUGAGGGACAUGGAACGGGAACGAGAGCAGCGGGACAUUAGGGAACGUGAACGCGAACGAGAACGCGAAAGAGAUGUCCGCGACCGAGAGUAUCGUGAGCGAGAACGUGAGCGCGACAGGGAGAAGGACCGAGAGCGAGAGCUCGCGCGUGAACGGGAGCGCUUGGAUAGGGAGAGGGAUAUGAUGCGAGAUCGCGAAAGAGAGCGCAUGAAUCAUAGCAGAGAAUCGGCACCAUUUGCAAGGCAAGAGGGCCCUCAAUAUGGCCGCCAGUAUGGACCUGCUCAGCAGGGUGCCUUCGUUGGACGUGCCGAGGCCGAACAGGGUCCCUGGGCAAGAGGAAGGCCAGAGGAACAACCUCAUGAACCAGCAUCCCAGCAAGCUUCUGGUGGAAUGGGAUAUGAAUUUCCAAGAAAUACGUCGCAACCUUACGGCGGCACUUCUGGAUACGGACCCCAAGACCAACGAUAUUCAUCGAGGGAUUACAGGGACACCCAGCCGCAGAAUCAACCAAGCCAACAGGCACAGCCGGGGCAACAAUACGGCAGCCCAGUGCAAGAGCGCGAGAGAAUCGGAGGACCUCCAGGACCCCAUCAACAAUAUUCUGGACAACCACCUGGACCGUUUCGAUCGAAUGAAUCACCCCGGUCAAGAUCAAACGAGGAAUCCCAGCAAAUGCAGCGUGGUGUAUACCUUGGCAUCCAACAAGAGAUUAACAGGAAGGGCCGGAACUCUCCAUUCCCCCAAGCUGUUCAAGGUGUGCAGGGGCUGGUAAAUGGACCAGCUGGCGAGCCUGGCAUCAAGAGCGAGUUUGGGAAAAUGUUUUCGGGGAUCGGGAGCGGCGUUGGUGGCAUGGGAGGCACAAGCAACGCAAGUGGCGGCUCGCAGACUCCGUUUUCACAGCCCAAUCAGCUUAGACGAGAUGAUUUGGAUGUGGUUGCUGCGCAAGACUCGCCAACUGAAAACGGCCAUAAGAUUGUUCGGUCUUCGUCACGAGGAGGAAGGAGGCGCAAGCUUCAAACGGCUGAGGGCAAAGAUGGCGAUGAUAGUAGCAACGGAAGACAUACUCCAAGUGGCCGUGGCACGAAGCGACCGAAACAGCAACAUUCCGCAGGUGCUCCACAUCGACACUCGGAAAACCAACGACCGGAACCUGUCGCCCAACUUUCGUCACCUACGGGCCCAAGUUUGACCCCAACAUUCGGCCACCCAUCUGGUCACGGAGCAGCAUCGCCUCCACCGAAAGUUAUUCCUCAUCAUCAUCACAUUAACCGCCACCACUAUCAUCACCACCACGGUAGCCCGCACCCGAAACCCCCCCCCCAAGUCAUCAUGCCCCAAGUCAUCAUGCCAAAGCCCAAGACGGUUGUCAAAUCCAAUGCCGUGCUCGACUCUGUGGCGCAUUUGCCGAGGAAGCAUCUUGGGCAUUUCACUUACUCGACAGCCUUGAAACCCGGAGAUCCGCCGUCAGUGGUGCACAACCACCAACGCCGUCGUGCAUUCAAUAGCAACCCAGAGCCAUUGCCCAAGAUGGAGGGAAGCGAAAACUGCACCCUCACAGUCAGGGUUCCACGCGUAUAUCUCGAACCGCCAAGCCGCGAGGAAAUAACAGCAAGAAGGAGCGUUUGGGGAACCGACAUCUACACCGAUGACACUGACGUCGUCGCUGCGUGCAUUCAUGGCGGGUGGAUCCGAGGCGAGUGGUCCGAUGACGUGGACAUCUCCGUCCUUGAUCUUGUCAUCGACGAUUCUGCCGAGGACAAUGGCACGGCGACCAAAGUGACUUCGAAGAACGGGGACAUAACGCUUACAGCGCCCCCCGCCCGAGGCCCGAUGCUCCCGCCACCACCCAAGGACCUCCACGUCACCAUUCUCGUCCUGCCUGCACUCGAGAAGUACUCCAGCACCACACGCUGGGGCAUCCGAUCACGCGCCUGGGCGAACACACACGACGGACUCUCCUUCCAGAUCAUGAGCGUCAAGUUCGUCAGUGGGGUGGACACGGCGAAGGAGAUUCGAGGGAGCGCGCGCAGGCUGCGCAUUGAUAGUCAGCUGCGCGAGGACGACCUGGAGCGGGAGUCGGCGUGGGCGGCGCUGCUGCAGGUGGGCAAUGGGCACCAUGAUGAGGUGGCGAGGAAUAAGGAUGGGAUUGCGGAGAGCUUUGUGCGUGGGGAUCCUACGCCUGCGCAGGGGAUUGUGGGGUUGGGGAUGAGGAGUUGGUGGAAGGAGCAGCCGAGGAGGGUUGAGGAGGUUCGUGUGGAGCCGGAGGGGAAGAUGGAUGUUGAUGAGAAGGUUGGGGAGGUUGUUGGGGAGGAUGAUGAUGUUGCGAAGCACACUGUGCAGGACGGCGUGCGAGACGUUGUACAGGACAAUGUGAAGGAUACAGCCAAGGAAGCAGCGAAGGAGGCUGAAGAAGCCAGUAUCCCAGAUGGCGUGGACCAGAUGCUGCAAGAUGUAGAUCAACCGGCUGCGGACGUGUAAAUAUGGGAUCUUUUUACAUUCCAGGGUAACCGGCGCGAUUACCGGUCUAGAUAGAUAUGGCGCUUCGGGAGGAUAUACAUGUAAUCAAUGCAAGGGACAUUUUCAGCAGUGGAGAGGAGGUAUUAGGAGGCAGUUUGUAACAUUUCGAUGGAGAUGUGGUGGUGGCAAUAUAGAUACG